CUUAAAAUUCUCGUCUCGGUUUGCAAUUACGUUGAAAAACUUGAAAAGAUUAGCCGUAGGAUAAUGGCGUCGUUGGAAUCGGACGAUUUCCCGAACGAGCCGUGCUGUUGCUGCAGUUACAAUCCCUUCAAAGACACUUCCAAAGAGUCGGAGAUCCAGGACCUCUCGUUCGCCCUGAGGAAGCUCACGAUAAUGAAGUGUCAGAUGAAGAAGUGGCGGAUGGAAAGACUUCAGCUCGAGAGCGAAAAUAGGUCUCUGAAACAAACCCUCCAGACAUUCGGUAUCGAUGUAUGA
Apis mellifera (honey bee) is the source of this 294-nucleotide messenger RNA. RefSeq lists its product as uncharacterized. The transcript has a single exon. The coding region runs from base 64 to 294 and encodes 76 amino acids. The record is from RefSeq and is a predicted model, not a curated record. NCBI's taxonomy places the organism in Eukaryota, Metazoa, Arthropoda, Insecta, Hymenoptera, Apidae.